This is a messenger RNA of Oxyura jamaicensis (ruddy duck), 4103 nucleotides long. It is a transcript of the gene NEMP2, whose product is annotated as nuclear envelope integral membrane protein 2. Gene Ontology annotation, cellular component: nuclear envelope. The record is from RefSeq and is a predicted model, not a curated record. NCBI's taxonomy places the organism in Eukaryota, Metazoa, Chordata, Aves, Anseriformes, Anatidae.
AUGAAAGCACAGCCGGUGCUGGCCGGGGCGGCGGCGGCAGGUGAAUACUGUAGCCUCUUGAAAGAAGGGGACGUCAUCCAGAAAUGGAAUGAAAACUGCUAUUGUUAUGUGCAAAACAGAACCCUGCACUUACAGUACAUUUGGUCAACUGUACAGGUAAAAAUCAACAGCACAGAACCAUUCAGGUUUGUGCCUACUUCAGAAAAAAGCAACUGUCAUAACUCAGAAACUGUUUUUGAGUUUGCUGCGUGUGCUGUUCAAAUCUUCUGGCAACCAGAGACAUCUACAGAAACUUUCCUAAAAAUAAAACAAUAUGGAGAGGAUAUUUGCUUCAAAAUACAGCCCCUCAAGAAAGAACUGUACAUCGUGACUGUGAAACGAGAAAUGCUAGAUGGAAAGCUCUUGUUUUUGUUUGUAGCUGGAAUUUUUCUGUUCCAUUCUGCAAACAGUCUGAGCAGGAGUACCAAGUUCUUUUACCUUUCUGGAGCAAUACUGGGUGUUCUUGCUCUGCUAGUCUUUGUCCUGUUGACGCUUAAAAGAUUUAUUCCAAGGCACAGUACCUUCUGGAUAUUAAUGACUGGCUGCUGGAUGUCCUCUCUCUAUGUUAUUUUCUGUUUCAAAGAAAAUAUGGAGUGGUUGUGGUCCGAACACAGGAAAUACUUGCUGGGGUAUUUUCUGGCUGUUGGAACGAGUAGCUUUGCCACGUGCUAUCAGCAUGGACCGCUCACCAGUGAACUGAGCAUAACCUUAUUCACGUGGACGCUGCAAUUAACAGCCUUUGUCUUGAUUUACUGCGGUGUCACCAUACCUCAAGUUGCAUAUGCAAUAAUAGCAGCCAGCCUCUGCUCAAAAGGCCUGUGCUAUCCCCUCGGUGCUGCUUGCAACAUAGGCAGAAAAAUGAAGAACCGCUUGCAAUCAAAAAAGCUAGUGUUUAGAUGGCUUACUGAAGAAGAAUACCGAGAGCAAGGUGAAGCAGAAACUACCAGAGCUCUGGAGGAGCUGCGCUCACUCUGCAGGAACCCUGACUUCCCAUCAUGGCUAGCAGUAUCCAAACUCCAGUCCCCACAUCGGUUUGCAGGUUUUGUUCUGGGAUCCCCCCACGUCUCACCUGCAGAAACAAAGGAGCAUGACAAGGAGUACGGCUUCGGGAGCUUCUUCCUGGAAGAGCAGCUCUUUGACACAAGGGUGGAAUCUGAGCGGGAUGAGACAGAAAACUCCAUCCAUGAAGAAGAUGAUGUGGACGAAGAUGAAAUACGUGACAUUUCAUUUCCAUACGCUACUGAGUUGCUCUGAGUUUUGGAAAACACCACAACAAGGGAGAAAGGGAAAAUGUAUUUGUCCCAGAAUGGAAGACUGCAGACUAAGAACUCAUACCUGGUGACUUCUUGUGGAUGCUGGGGGACAAACAAACAUUUCUGAAAGACUAUUUCCUGUAUCGCUGAUGUUGCCUGAUUAGAGCAGCAGAAGGAAACCAUCAAGAGGAUCUCAUACUAUUGGUACUUAACUGGGAAACGUUGCUUCUUCUCAAAGCAAGUACCAGCAGCAGGCUGUCCCAUGGUGAUGCCUUGCUUUGCCAAGGAUACUACCUCUAGUAAACACAGCAUCUUUUUUAGCCCCAGUCAUUGUCAAGUCCUCUGUGCUGAGCACUUGAGGAAAGAAAGCCAUUAUUAGUGCUCUACUUUUACUAAGUAUCCUACAUGGUAGCAAAUUUAAUAAUGCUGUUAGUUUGCUGAUAAGCUGUUUUUAUUCCUCAUCUGACUUUUCAGUGCUAAAGAUCCAGAGUUGAGCAAGGUUCGUUUGCUCUUCUGGCUCAGCUUGUCUCUUAAAUUCAUUUUGCAUCCUCCAUUUGUUUUAAGUUCCUCUCAGUCUUCAGAACCUUGCCUGAGCCUUUGCCCCUCUGCUUGCAUUGUUCUGUUCAAGGUCUCCGUGCUCUAGUUAUGCUGUACGUUGUUCUUUCCAUGCCUGUUUGUUCACACCCUCUUCUUCCCUCUUUCACAGGUCUCUCCACAGAUCCUUUCUUCAGUCUUCUACUUGUCUCUCUCAGACAACUGCAGGUGACUUAGAUUUCCCUCCCCACGUACAUUUUUCAGCUGCUUUCCAUUUCAUCCUUCCCUUAGCUCAGAAGGGUACUGCCCUCCGCUCAGCCCUCUGAACAGCCUAGAAAAGGCAACAGACACCAAGGCCGUUUGAUCUGCUCGAAGGAACAGCUGAGCACAGCCAUGUAGUUGGGAAUACAGAUGACCCACACGUGGCUCCACUGUCUUCAAGUAAUUAACUAAUUCAGUACAAAGCAGAAAAGUAAUUCCUGGCAAAACAAGGAGGAAGGGAUACCUGGCUCCUACCUCCCCGUGCAUCCUUCUUUUGGACUUACCGCAGGAGGUGCAUGCUAAGAACAGGGACAGAAGGUUAAGACAGUGAGAUGUCUUUCAGCCCAUGUACUACACAGUACGAGGUAUGGGGAUCUAUCACAUCUCCUAAGUUCAUCCACCUGCAGAGGUCAUUUUCUGCUUUUGUUCUUCAGACUAUCCCUAUGUUCCUCUGUCCUCACCUUGCUGUUUUCCUUUACUGCCUCCAAACUGCAGAGAACACAAGACCAUUACUUCUCCCGCCACCUGAUCUUAGAAAUCCACCAGGAACUGCCUGUGGUGGGGAGAAGUUUGCUCUCCAGAGGGAGAUUUCAGACCAGACUGUAUUUGUUCAAGGGGAUCUCUUUUCUUUGUAACGUGCCUAAUGCCGCAGCGUGACCUCAGCGGUGGUUCCCCAUUGCCCAUCUCUGGGCAAGGGUGAAAACCCACUACCUCUAACUAAAAAGUGCUAAAACGUGCUGUCAUACCGCAUUCCAGGAGCUCCUCCGUAUAGAAUGUGACUCAGAUCCCGUGCCUGGAAGUACCACUUAGGCAGCCCUUCCUCAGUUACUUCGUUACGAGGUUGCUUCACUUCAGAAAGAAUGCUUCCAUUGUACACUCAAGAGACAACUAACACCUUUUUGUGCCAUACAUUUAUAAAUACACAAACGCACCAUCUAUAGCAUAUUUAAGGGAGAGAAACCCUGUCAAGCAGGUGCUCCAAAAUACAUUCACUUGUAAGGCCACAGUAUUAAAAAACAGGCCACUAGCUUACGAGCUACCUGUAUGAGAGGCUGCUGCUACCAAGUCCACAGUUAAGUUACCACCCAGACUCAAAUGUCAGGCUUGGCCAAGUAGGUUCUGUCACCAGGAUGAAGUUGUUUUCUGUAAUAAGUAAUUGUAAGUGUACUUUUUAACUGACUACGAAUUCCCAUCCAUGCAACUUGAGGCCAAGCUGGAGAAUCAGAUUUAUCCUAGAGUCAACCCACGUUUUUUUUCUGGAUUUCCUCUUUUUACUGAGGCAGUGGUUAUCCUGUUAUAAGUAUAAAAUACAUAUUUAUAUAUGAUAGCCAGAUAAUAUAUUAAGGUAACAUUUUAGCUAUGUGAUAUAUUAAGUGGAAAAAUAGGCUGUGUCAUUUUUCAGACACUUUCCCUUUUGCUAAAUCAUUUAGAACAAUACCAGACAAACCUAUUCCAACAGGGAGGAAAAAACCAAACACCUUGCAGUUUAUAAAGUUCAUCACUUGCCAGAGACAGGUAAAUACUAUCCAAAGUAGAGCAGGAAACUACUAAGCACAUCCAAAACAGAAGUGCAGCAAGAUACCAGAAAGAUGACUACUGUAGUGGAUAGCUGAUACUGACCUUAAAAAUCCUCCCAAGCCUGUUCCAACACUGGAAGCAUUUCAUCAUCAACAAAACCUACCAGAAUCAACUGCUGUCAUUUGAGCCCUUGGCCAACAGCGAGUUUACCUGCGCAGUGUCCUGGGAUGUAUGGAAUUACAUAGGUUAAGUGGAACACUACUGGCAAGUGGUGUCCAGAGUUCAAGCAGAAAGCCUGAGAACAGAAUCUUGAUGUCAACCCACUGCCUUAACUAUCACAGCAGCCUUUCUUCCGAAACAAAGAAUGAAUUACAUUUAUCUUCUGUUUCAUUGUUCAUUAAAAGACAGUUAGAAUUUCAUAUUUAUUUUGUAUUGUACACUAUACUUGACACACUGCAUUGUACUUUCAGGGUUUUUAAUUAAAGUAUUUUUCAGCUA